ACACACAGCCCGUUGUUUUCAUACACGCUAUUUCUGCAAUUAUACUUUAGACUAGAUAACAACUCAAUAACUUGAUAAAGUUAUCAGCUGUUGAGAAAGAUAACAAAAAUUUAUCACAUUCUACAUCACAACAAGUGAAUGUUUAUAUUUGUGAACAAGCUCUCGAUAACACCGUGUUCACUGCAGAAAGUAGGACGCUUUUCUAGUUUCGUUUCUAAGCUCACUAACGCUAUUCCGCUAUGCUGCGACUCUUUGUUGUGGUUGCUCUAAUUGCCGUGUGGUAUGCAUACUUCUCGGCACACACCAAUGAGAUCACCAGAAAUGUUGAUUGGUGGUAUAGCAGGGGCCAGUAUGCUGAGCUGCAAAAUUGGAAUAUUUUCUAUGUCGACGAAGCUGGCACCGGACCUUCUGGCACCUUGAUCUGUCUCCACGGGUUCCCCACCAGCAGCUACGACUGGGUCAAGAUACUGCCAGACUUAAAGCAACAGUUUGGAAGAAUUAUCCUGCUCGACCUACUGGGCUAUGGGUUCAGUGAAAAGCCUACUAACCACGAGUAUACCAUUGAUAGCCAGUCGCACAUUGUGGAGUCCUUAGCCAUCAAAUUAGGCAUCAAGUCUGCACAUAUUCUGGCGCACGAUUAUGGCGACACCGUGGCACUUGAACUCCUUGCCAGGCACAACGUUCAAUGGCUGAAGUUUCAAAUUCUCUCGCUAACCAUGUUAAAUGGAGGUAUUUUUCCAGAAGUACAUCGUCCUCGAUUUUUUCAAAAAGUGUUACAAAUACCAGUGUUAGGAUACCUGACAAGUCAGUUGUCCAAUUAUUACAUGUUCAGUUAUGGGUUUUCUGAGGUGUUUGGAGAGAACAAGCCCACUGAGACAGAACUGUUAGAUUUUUGGUCUAUUGUUGCCUUUAACUCUGGCUACAAAGCUUUUUACAAGAUAAUAAAUUUUCUGAAAGAACGACAUACAUUCAGACUGAAGUGGGUUGGAGCUCUGAGAAAUGCAAAGAUCAAAGUUCUGAUGAUCUAUGGACCUGCAGACCCCGUGAACCCAGCGGAAUUUGCACAGGUUUUUAGAACUACAGUCCCAGAUCAGACACUGAAGAUUCUUUCACCACAAGUUGGGCAUUACCCACAGUGGGAAGACCCAGAUGCUGUCAGCAAUGUUUUUAUUCAAUUUAUUAAAAACUUGCCCACUCCCUAAAUAGCUGAUUGUUUGAUGAAUUCACAUCUUUGAAGUAGAAAAAAAUUAACAAAAAAUAAAUAUAUUUAGCCAAUGUCUUUAUUAGAUAAAAUGUGUAUCAUACAAAAUCUAUUUUUUUAAGUUUUAGCUUAGCUUGAGUUGUGUUCAGAACAAAUUAAAUCUAUAAUUUUACUGCAUAUUUAGGUCAGUAUGAAAUGUUGCAUAUGUAAAUAACUAAAUGAAGUAGUUUAAUUGUUUAAAGAAUCAGGUAGCUUACUUAUGUAUCUGUGAACAUGUUUUAAAAAUGUUGUAUGACAACUGUCAAAAUAAAUGAAAUCAUCAAUGCAAG
Messenger RNA from Physella acuta, 1530 nucleotides. RefSeq names its product mesoderm-specific transcript protein-like. The record is from RefSeq and is a predicted model, not a curated record. Gene Ontology annotation, molecular function: monoacylglycerol lipase activity. Gene Ontology annotation, biological process: acylglycerol catabolic process. Gene Ontology annotation, cellular component: membrane. NCBI's taxonomy places the organism in Eukaryota, Metazoa, Mollusca, Gastropoda, Physidae.